AUGGCAUUACCGACUCUGAAAUCUGCGGCCGAUUGCGCCAAUUUCUCGCAGGCUGUCCUUCCUUUCCUUCACCAGCUGUACUCUCUGCCUACGAGAGUGGCGGAGGCGGGCCUUAACAUCGAUGGACUGCGAGAAGUUUACCUAUCAACCAACCCACUUAUUACAGCAUUCGCAUUCUGUCUGUUUCUUGUCCCGACAUUUGUACUAGUCUCUGAAAUCAACCGAAAUUACUCUCAAGUUGACCGAAUGUGGAGUAUCCUACCGUCUGUUUACACUGGACAUUUUGCACUUUGGUGCCGACUGAAAGGCGUAGCGACGACUGAAACCAACACGAUCUUUUUCUUUAUAUUGAUCUGGAGUGCUCGCCUUACUUUCAAUUACUGGAGAAAAGGAGGCUAUUCCAUCGGCUCGGAAGACUAUCGAUGGGCUACACUUCGAAAACAAGUGAACAGUCCUGCGUUAUUUUUCCUAUUCAACGUCCUCUUCAUUAGCCUCGCCCAAUCGAUUCUCCUAUUCCUCAUUACUGUGCCUACUUAUAUCUUUGUCCUUAUCGGCACUCUCCGCGAUGCGCCCAGUUUUGGAGUUCCCGAUCUUAUUUUUUCCCGGUUUCUUCUGUUCCUUGUGUUAAUCGAACACUUUGCCGAUCAGCAACAAUGGAAAUUCCAGCAAGCCAAGAAACAAUACCAGAAAACCGCUCGCAUGCCGGCAGAGUAUAAGGAUAUUUUUACAAGUGAUGACUUAGACCGCGGUUUUGUGGUGUCUGGCCUUUGGGCCUGGUGCAGGCACCCCAAUUUUGUUGCCGAGCAAGCAUUUUGGGUGACGCUGUACACGUGGUCUGCUUACCGAGUGGAAUCGUACUUCAAUUGGAGCGGCGUGGGUGCUUUGUGCCUUGUCCUACUAUUCCAGGCAAGCACCAAUCUAACUGAAAGUAUCACCGCGAGCAAAUAUCCCGACUACAAGCAAUAUCAAGCUCGGGUUGGAAAGUUUAUCCCUCGCUUUGGCGUCGAGCCUUGA
Messenger RNA from Nannizzia gypsea CBS 118893, 1014 nucleotides. RefSeq lists its product as hypothetical. The coding region runs from base 1 to 1014 and encodes 337 amino acids. The record is from RefSeq and is a predicted model, not a curated record. The transcript is spliced from 2 exons. Lineage: Eukaryota; Fungi; Ascomycota; Eurotiomycetes; Onygenales; Arthrodermataceae. Gene Ontology annotation, cellular component: membrane.